Botrytis porri is the source of this 1509-nucleotide messenger RNA. RefSeq lists its product as uncharacterized. The record is from RefSeq and is a predicted model, not a curated record. The coding region runs from base 1 to 1509 and encodes 502 amino acids. NCBI's taxonomy places the organism in Eukaryota, Fungi, Ascomycota, Leotiomycetes, Helotiales, Sclerotiniaceae. The transcript is spliced from 2 exons.
AUGCCUUAUAAGCCAUUUUUCCCGUUUAAUCAGGACCAUCCAACCUUUCCCGCCGAAUUUCGCUCCCCUCAGAAAGAUUUUUCUUCAAGGAACGCGACAAGAGGGGCUCAUCCUGUCCUACAAGACGAACGAAUGAACUUCAGCUUCAUCUUCGAAAAAGGAUGUCGCAUAGCCUUUUCUGGAUUUUUCCGUCACGGAUCAAAGGACUUUUGUCUUGUCGAAAACAUGAAUCCUAACCUCCUCAAGGAGAUCUUUUUCGAGAUCAAACACAGUUCCAAUCCUUCGGAAUAUGCAGAUAUCACCGCUGCAGUACUAGGAAUUCGAGAUGCGACCAAGUUCUUCUUCGUCAGCUGCGACUAUCUUGACCCAGAGCAUAUUAUUGUUCGCACAUAUGCUAAGCUUAGGGACUUCGAUUGGAAUGAACAGUCGCAGAUUGAUGAUCUUAAUCUCUUUCGGAUGGCAGCUAUUGUAGAGGGUUGUGGCAUCAUUGCUUUUGCUGAAGACAAUACAAUACUGCCCUUAUCUGAGAUGAGAUCGAGGAUUGAGGUAAUACCAAACAACUCUGAGGCACAGAGUCAUGUUCUAGCUUCCCAACCUGUGCCUCCAGAAGCGCAAGAUUUGCAAGCACAUCCGUCGGCACCAAAGUUCCAGUUCCGAUCAGCUGCACCGCCAUUCCAACCAGUCACGUCCAUAGUUCAGGUCAAUGACAGGCAGCUCCAGUUUCAUGCCGAAUCACUUGAAAGAGACCGAGUUUGGGGAGCACUGGGAGUCAGUCAAGGGCUGCAGAGUCUAAUACAGCCCGUAGGACAUGUGCCACACCCAUCAAUUCAAUCAAAUCGCAGUCAUGAAACAUUGCACCAGUUUAAUCAACGACAGGUCGGCAACCAAGGCCAAAAUCCGAGAUCCGGAAUGCAGCAACAACUUGAAAGAGCUGUAUCUUCUUUACUUUCUCACCAGGGGAUUAUGACCCAAUUUCAAAGACAGUUAUUUGAGAUGCGACAAUUGCCUAUCCAUCAUGGAAAUGAUACUUCCUAUGCUCAAGGGUUCGAAAUGUUGCCACAACAGACACAACAAACUUACGGACAUAUUCCCCAAUAUACAACAUCACAAAACUACACUCCACCACUGGACCGAAGAUACAAUUUGUUGCACCAGCAUCAUCAGCAAGGCUUAAACCAACAACAUGGCCAAGGCCAACAAAACGUUGAACAGCUUCAAGUUCAUGGACCUCACGCACCUCGUCAACACAUCCAAGGAAAUCACAAUAACAUCCAGAAUGUUGUAGCCCUUCAACAAAAUACCCAGCAGAACCCUGUCCCGCUCCAAACAGAAAGAUACGGGGGACCCCAGCAGGCACUGCAAGGUUAUUAUCAGUAUGAGAACUUAACGGCUGCAGACUUUCAACAGUAUGAACAAAACGGUGACAAUAAUCAAGAUUUAACCUCACAGAACGUACAAUCUGCGCCUGAACAAAAUGACCUGGACCCUCCCUCUGAGUCCAAGUACUGA